UCAACAGACGAGUCGAAUUUCAGUUCUUCAGAAAUUAAAGAUUUUCGGAACCGUCGUAAACUCGUGAUUUUGAAAAGUGCUUGUGGCUUAUUUAUUCUAAAUGAUUUGUGUAUUAAAGUAAUAAUCGUACAUCGAAUGUCCUACAACGAUGGAUUCUUCGGUGCUACAGUGUGCCGGUACCAUAGAGUGGACAGACCAACAGAAAAAGGUGAUCAAGAGAACAAAAUAUGCCUUAGUUACAGUGAAAUUAUUACGAAACGAAUUUAGAGAAUUGGUCCUAAGCUUGGAAAGUGGAAAAGCUGUCCAUAAGUUCUACCUGAACGAUGUCAGCAUUCAUAAAAAGUUCAUCGCUGAGGGAAAAGCGACUAUCAACUUUCCGAAGAAUAACGUUGUAGUGAUGUUAUCGAAUGCACCUUCAGCUCAAUUGGUACCAUUUCUGAAAACGCUUUUCGUCAAAAUUACCAGUAAAAAGCAAUCUCCCAAAGUCAAAUUGCGAGAACAGCUUCUCUCUGAAAAACCUCACAAGCUGGAUGAAAUUAGUCCAGUGAACAGUAAAGACAUAAAUAGACUGAAAACCGAUGUACACUUGAGAGAGAAAAUUCUGAUUGAUCUUCAGAUGAAAAAGAAACGUGCUCGUGAAGAUCAAACUAAUCAAUCAGCCAAAAAACAGACUUUAUUGAAUUUAAUCAAUAAUUCAAAAUUAACUGCCGAACAAGAAGAGGUUUUAAAAGCAGCUACUUCUAAACGAAAUAUAUUUUUUACCGGAAGCGCCGGUACAGGCAAAUCGCAUUUGCUACGAAUUAUCAUUAGUGCUCUACCACCUGAUGAAACAGUCGCAACUGCCAGCACAGGAGCUGCUGCCUGUUUGAUUGGUGGCAUUACAUUGCAUUCUUUCACCGGUAUUGGGGGUGGUAAUGUUACUUUACAAAAAGGUACUGAAUUAGCUUCUCGCCCUUACGUAGCGCAGAAUUGGAGACGUUGCAAGUAUUUAAUUAUUGACGAAAUAUCUAUGGUCGAUGGAGAUUAUUUCGAGGUAAUUGAACAUAUAGCCAGAAAGGUUAGAAAAAAUGAAGAACCGUUCGGUGGAAUCAAGUUGAUUUUAUGCGGCGAUUUUCUUCAGUUACCUCCUGUCAAUAAAAAUAGCAAAGCGAAGUUUUGUUUUCAAACUGCAGCGUGGACGCGAUGUAAAUUACAAUGUUUCAACUUGAAGCAAGUACAUAGACAAAAGGAUACGAUAUUCAUAUCGAUUUUGAAUAGUAUCAGAGUUGGAAGAGUCACCGACGAAAUCAUCAAACAGCUGAAAGCUACAUCUCUCAAUAAUUUAGAAAAAGAAGGUAUCGUUCCUACUCAGUUAUGCUGUAAGACUGCCGAAGCUCAACAAAUAAAUGAUAGUAAAUUAAGACAAUUAGAAGGUAAAGAAUAUAAAUUCGUUGCUGUCGAUAGUCAUUCCGAAAAAGUGCUCGAUGAACAAACACCUGUAGUGAAAACACUAGUUCUCAAGGUUGGAUCUCAAGUCAUGCUUUUGAAAAAUAUCCACGUUUCUGACGGAUUAGUGAACGGAGCUCGCGGAAUUGUUAUUUCUUUCACUCGUGAUGAUUUACCAGUCGUUCAAUUCAGAUCUGGAAUGAAACGAAUUGUAGGAAAAGAAAAAUGGGUCGUGAAAGGAUCUGGUGGUUCUGUGAUGACACGAAUCCAAAUACCUCUUCGUCUAGCGUGGGCAUUUUCCAUACAUAAAUCUCAGGGUCUCACUCUGGAUUGUGUUGAAAUGUCUCUUAGUGGAAUUUUCGAAGCUGGCCAAGCAUACGUUGCGUUGUCGCGAGCACAGAGUAUGGAUUCUUUAUGUGUCAGAGAUUUUGAUUCCAAGCAUGUUUGGGCGAAUCCAGAUGUGAUAAAAUUUUAUAAACAAAUGGAUUUUCAUGCGAAUGCUACCAAACUUCAUGCUCUGGGUAAACGACUGUGAUGUGAUUACUUUAUGACGAACCAUUUUAGGUUGAAUUUUUUUUUCAAUAAGAGGUAUGAGGAAUAAUUUUUAUUUUUUAAAAGAUGUUGAUUUAUGAAUUUAUAGUAAGUCCAAGUACCUAUGUGAUU
Planococcus citri (citrus mealybug) is the source of this 2088-nucleotide messenger RNA. RefSeq names its product Pif1 DNA helicase (gene Pif1). Gene Ontology annotation, biological process: telomere maintenance; DNA repair. Gene Ontology annotation, molecular function: ATP hydrolysis activity; DNA helicase activity. The record is from RefSeq and is a predicted model, not a curated record. The transcript is spliced from 9 exons. The coding region runs from base 149 to 1960 and encodes 603 amino acids. Lineage: Eukaryota; Metazoa; Arthropoda; Insecta; Hemiptera; Pseudococcidae.